AUGUCGACCCAAAAGGCCAUCAUCGUUAUUGAGCCAAAGAAGGAGGGUCUGGUUACUGACCGACCCAUUCCAACCCUCCGGGAUGACUAUAUCCUUGUCAAGACAGUCAGUGUGGGCGUGAACCCUACUGACUGGAAGCAUGUCGCAUUCCUCUCGCCCCCUGGCGUGCUAGUGGGAUGCGACUAUGCCGGUGUCGUGGAAGCUGUCGGCAAGAAUGUCAGGAAGCCUUUCAAAAAGGGCGACCGCAUCUGUGGUUUCACACACGGCGCCAACGCAGUCCAGCCCGAAGAUGGUAGCUUUGCCGAAUACAUCGUCGCCAAGGGCGAUCUGCAGAUGAAGGUUCCCGACAAUAUGAGCUUCCAGGACGCCGCUACCCUGGGUGGCGGUAUUAUCACUGUCGGCCAGACUCUUUAUCAGAGUCUAAAGAUGGCACUGCCCACUGAGCCCAUUAAGAAUGCCACGCCCAUCCUCAUCUACGGCGGGUCCACCGCGACCGGCACCCUGGCCAUUCAGUUCGCGAAGCUGUCCGGCUACAAGGUCUUUACAACUUGCUCCCCUCGCAACUUCGACCUCGUUCGUCGUAUGGGCGCUGAUGCUACCUUCGACUACAAGGAUACCCAGUCUGCCGCCGAAAUCCGCAAGCAAACCAACAACAACCUGAAGCUCGCUCUAGAUUGCAUCUCGCUCGAGGCCAGUGCUAAGUUCUGUGAUCACGCCAUUUCCACCGAGGGAGGAGAAUACACCGCCCUCUUGAGCGUGAAGAUCGAGCGUGUGAACGUCAACAAUGGCUUCACGCUGGCUUAUACGGCCCUUGGCGAAGCAUUCAGCUUCGGCAACAUCCCCUUCCCACCUAAGCCGGAAGAUAGAGCAUAUGCUGAGAAGUUCAUCGCGAUUUCUGAGUCGCUGUUGGCACAAGGAAAGAUCAAGGCUCACCCUUCCAAGGUGGGCAAGAAUGGCUUGAAGGGUGUUUUGGAGGGACUUCAAUUGCUGAAAGAAGACAAGGUCAGCGGAGAAAAGCUAGUCUACAAUGUUGCCGAGACUCCUUGA
This is a messenger RNA of Penicillium samsonianum, 1047 nucleotides long. Its product is annotated as zinc-binding alcohol dehydrogenase family protein. NCBI's taxonomy places the organism in Eukaryota, Fungi, Ascomycota, Eurotiomycetes, Eurotiales, Aspergillaceae. The transcript has a single exon. The record is from RefSeq and is a predicted model, not a curated record. The coding region runs from base 1 to 1047 and encodes 348 amino acids. Gene Ontology annotation, molecular function: oxidoreductase activity, acting on NAD(P)H.